GCCUCCCUACCUAUACCUUACCUAACCACGUAGUUAGGUACAUACAGGUAGGUCGCUGCUAGCAGGCAACCGCUCCCCCACACCCACGCGCCUACCUAUGCACGUAACUACGUGCUACGUCCUACGUGCUACGUCCUACAUACAUAUACCUAACCCCCAUAGCCCCAGACCCACACCAGCACCCACACCCGCAAGCGCGAUCGAUCGCCGCAGGGAUAGGGGCGCGAGUGUCGGGCUGCCAGCGACGUGCAUGUUACGGUGCGGUGCGAUGCGUGCGUGCCCAUUUGCGCGUGUGCGUGCUUGUUUGUUCGUUUGCUUGCCUAGAUGGAUGAAUGGGUGGAUGGGUGGAUGGCUGGCUGGCUUUCGUCUGUGGCGUUGAUGUUUGUGUUUGCGAAUGGUGGGUUGUGGUUAGGCUGGGUUGGGCUGGGGAGGCGUAUUAGGUAGAGAGGGUGGGAUGGGUAUGUCCAGAUGGGUGGGUGGGGUGGUGU
Messenger RNA from Aplosporella prunicola CBS 121167, 488 nucleotides. RefSeq lists its product as uncharacterized. The transcript has a single exon. Bases 98 to 379 code for a protein of 93 amino acids. The record is from RefSeq and is a predicted model, not a curated record. NCBI's taxonomy places the organism in Eukaryota, Fungi, Ascomycota, Dothideomycetes, Botryosphaeriales, Aplosporellaceae.